AUGUCUCAACAUCUUACUCAAGAUUUUGAAUUAUCUCACGAGGAUCGUGUCAUUAAAGGGAAGGCUGAUGGUCAGGAUGAAGGCCUUCCCAAUUUUGAACGACCUUCAGUGGUUCAGAAGCAGUGGUUGUUUGGUGAAGUUGAAGUUGGUGUAUUGAAUUCUAGCUACAAGAUGCAUGUAUCAGGUAUUUCUCUCCAUAAAAUUCCACUUGGUGCUACGUCUGUUCUAGCUACUGGUGGAGAUGUAAGAAAUCUUUAUGACACUCUAAUGUCUUCUGGUGAAGAUUCCUAG
Molecule: messenger RNA, 291 nt
Organism: Vicia faba (fava bean)
Lineage: Eukaryota; Viridiplantae; Streptophyta; Magnoliopsida; Fabales; Fabaceae
Source: the annotation of a GenBank genome assembly